GACGUGAGCACUGGACUGCGAGUCCCGGGACCUCAGUCCUACUCGGCCCAGUGUCCUCUCUGGCCACACGGAAGCCAGCGGAGAAGCCCACCCCCCUAUGGGCCGCAUAAGGGUUAAGUGAGAUCACGUGCGCACCAGGCCGAGCUCCGCACCUUGAGCCCGUCUGUCCUCAGGUCCUGUCUUGCUCAGGGCAUUUACCUAGGUCCAUCUGGGUGAGUCAGCUGACUGGGGAGCGGGCACCACCCUUCCCAGAGCAGGAACCUGGCUGGGACAAGGGCCACCCACUUCCAGACUCUCUCGGCAGUGACUGGCGGAGGACGCUCGGCAGCACCCAGCUGGCAGGGUGUUCCAAGGAGCAGCUAUGUCCACCCUAUACCCAUCCCUGGAGGACCUGAAGAUGGACCAAGCCAUUCAGGCCCAGGCCAGAGCUGCACCCGGAAUGCCUGCCCUGCCAGUCUCCCAGUCUCCAGUUUUGUACCCAAGCCUGGCAGAAUUGGAAAAUUAUAUGGGUCUUUCCCUCUCCAGCCAAGAAGUCCAGCAGAACCUGCUUCAGAUUCCAGAAGGUGCUAGUAUGGUGGGCUCUGGCUCCUCGCUGGGCCAGCUGGUGGCACCACUGUCUGGGAACAGCCUUGGCACACGGCGUGCGGAGAUCAAGCCUGGGGUGCGUGAGAUCCACCUGUGCAAGGAUGAGCAUGGCAAGACUGGGCUGCAGCUAAAGGCCAUUGACCAGGGGCUCUUCGUGCAGCUGGUGAAGGCCAACAGCCCUGCGUCUCUUGUGGGGCUGCGCUUCGGGGAUCAGAUCCUGCAGAUUGACGGGCGUGACUGUGCCGGGUGGAGCACGGACAGAGCCCACCGGGUGCUGAAGAGAGCAUCGGUGGAGAAGAUCGUCAUGGUCGCUCGGGACAGGCCCUUCCAGCGGACCGUCACCAUGCACAAGGACAGCAUGGGCCACAUUGGCUUUGUCAUCAAGAAGGGGAAGGUUAUCUCUGUGGUCAAAGGGAGUUCUGCGGCCCGCAACGGGCUCCUCACCAACCACGCCGUGUGCGAGGUGAACGGGCAGAACGUCAUCGGGCUGAAGGACAAAGAAGUCACAGAGAUUCUGGCCAUGGCCGGGAACGUUGUCACCUUGACCGUCAUCCCCACUGUGAUCUACGAGCACAUGGUCAAAAAGUUGUCCUCGACCCUGCUCCACCACGCCAUGGACCACUCGAUCCCAGAUGUAUGAAGCCAGGGGAGGGCCGCUCAGCCGGCCCACUCUCCCACCCUCCUGCAGGAAAGGGCAGAGUCAUCGGAGGACAGGUGUGGGGGGAGGCCGGCUGCCUGGGGCGGGGCGGUCCUGAGGGGCGCACGCAGACCUCCUCGGAGCCUCAGACUCGGAGAUGCACUAGGGCCCACAGGCAGUGACUCUCUGUGCGGUUGAAAUGGGUUGAAAUGCGGGGCACGUAGGCAAGCCGGCCAAAUGCUUCUUAAAGUUGCAGCUGGGUCCCUUGCAAGACUUUUGCUGCCUCUACCAGAAAAACAGUUUCACGUUUUGAGAGAACACGACCUCGUUCUUUGUGAGAAUUUUUUCUUUUCCCCUUGCGGGCUGUGUGUCACAAACUGUACAUAGUUACAAUCCUUCACUUCUUUUGAAUAAAGAUUUGCUUUUAAAUACAA
Messenger RNA from Callorhinus ursinus (northern fur seal), 1656 nucleotides. It is a transcript of the gene SDCBP2, whose product is annotated as syndecan binding protein 2. Gene Ontology annotation, molecular function: protein binding. NCBI's taxonomy places the organism in Eukaryota, Metazoa, Chordata, Mammalia, Carnivora, Otariidae. Gene Ontology annotation, cellular component: cytoplasm; plasma membrane. The record is from RefSeq and is a predicted model, not a curated record.